UCGCCAUUUUCGACUAGUUGUGUGUGGACGGCUGUGCAGGGAGGGUCAGGCAGCGGCCCUCGGAGUGGUAGUCGUGUCUUCUUGUUUUAAGGCCCCUUGAGGCCAACCCAGUGAUUUCUUAUAUUCUCCCCAAUCACAAAAAGAGGCAAAAAUGGCCGGCCAAUCCAUCAACGACAGACUGACAGCAGCUCGCUAUAGUCUUGCCGGACAGGGGCUUGCCAAGUCUGUGUGUAAAGCCACCACCGAGGAAGUCAUUGGCCCCAAGAAGAAACACUUGGACUAUCUCCUCCACUGCACCAACGAGCCAAAUGUGUCAAUCCCUCAGCUAGCAAACCUUCUCAUUGAACGUGCACAGAUGCAGUCGUGGGUCAUAGUCUUCAAAGCCCUAAUAACAGUACACCACUUAAUGUGUUAUGGAAAUGAGAGGUUCACACAAUAUUUAGCAUCUAGUAACUGUAACUUCAACUUAGGUGGUUUCCUUGACAAAACAGGAGUAGCAGGUCAAAGUCAUCCACAGUUAAGUUAUGAUAUGUCAACAUUUAUUCGUCGAUAUGCCAAAUAUAUCAACGAAAAAGCUAUUUCAUACCGGACUGUGGCUUUUGAUUUCUGCAAAGUAAAGCGAGGGAAAGAAGAUGGCACAUUGCGGACAAUGCCCACGGACCAGCUGUUGAAGACUCUCCCCGUGCUCCAGGCCCAGCUUGACGCACUGCUCGACUUUGACUGCACAGCCAAUGAGCUCACCAACGGCGUCAUCAACUCGGCCUUCAUGCUCCUUUUUAGAGAUCUGAUUCGCCUUUUUGCCUGCUAUAAUGACGGCAUCAUUAACCUCCUGGAGAAAUAUUUUGAAAUGAACAAAAAACAGGCCAGAGAUGCUCUAGAUUGUUACAAGAAAUUCUUAAUACGCAUGGACCGUGUAUCAGAAUUCCUUAAAGUUGCUGAGGCAGUUGGAAUGGACAAGUCUGAAAUUCCUGACCUUAAGCAGAGUGUAGGCAUAGAAAAAGGUGAUAUCCCCGACCUCACCAAGGCUAGCAGAUCUGACUCAGGCUCAAGAGAGGCCUCGGCACCAAGCAGUCUCUUGGAUGCUUUAGAAGCUCAUCUAGCAUCCCUUGAAGGCAAAAAACCACCUACUUCUGCAGCUUCUACUAACUCCAGUAAAGUGAACAUCAAGAGUGCUGUAUCGGCCCUCAAUUCGACUAGUGUUUCCUUUGGUUCGGUAAGCAGCAAUGGACGUAUGGGAGAGCCUGUUGCCACCAACAAUGGGACUGCAUCUCUUGAUGAGACAACAAGGAGAGCAGCACUGGCAGAAGAGGAAGCUAUGUACGAAAAACUAAAGACGGAUCAUGCUAAAAACAACCCAUUCUUAAGCUCUCCUACUACUGAAGCCGCUCCAGCUCCUAUAACAAAUAAUGGAGAUUCAUCUCAAAUCAUUGACUUAUUUGGCACAGCACAGACUGCUGAUCCUGCUGCUACUGCUCAGGCUAGUAAAGCAUCAGAUGAUCUUCUUCAGCUAGCAGGAAACCCAUUCGCCGACAUGAUACCUGGCUCAGCUACCAGCGCUCCAGCCCCCACACAGCCGUACACUAAUGGUGUGUCUCAGAGUGUCUCUCAGAGUGUCUCUCAGAGUGUCUCUCAGAGUGUCUCUCAAAACUCCACCUCCACUGGUUUUGUUUCUGAUAAUGCGUUUGAUGCUGUCUUUGGCAACAAUAGUACAUCCCAGAACACAGUGCCGAGCAGUACCUUCAACUGGCCAGCUGCAGCCAUAGGAGGUGGCACUGACUCCGAUGUCAAUCCUUUUGCUGCCUUUGGUGUGUCAGGCCCCCCUGGUCCUUCCCUCCCCUCACAGGGUGGUGGUAUCUCUCUGGACACCACCACCACAACCACUACCAACACCACUUCUACAGCUGACCUCUUGAGUGGGUUGGAUUCCCUGGCAGGCGUUGGUAACAGUGGUGUGCCCUUCCAGGCUCCUACUGUGCAGCGCUCUCAGCCUCAAGCAUUUGAUGGGUUUGGGGACAUCCUGAAGCCAGAGGGUAGUGUGGGUGGUGGUGCUGCUCCCGUGGCCACAGCAAUGGGCACCCCAGCUCAACUUCCUGCAUCAACACAGCCCAGUAAACUUAUAAGUUCUGACCUUGAUAUGUCCUUGACAUCUUUAGUGGACAAUCUUAAUAUCAAGGGCCCUGUGGCACCUAAAGGACAGUGGAAUUCACCAAAGACCCAAAGCAAAACUGGAGGGGCUAGCUGGACUCCUGCAGCUCCAGCCUCUGCAACCGCAGGUUUUCGUCCACAAAUGCCAGGCCAGCAGAUGCCUGCACCUGGGGCACCCGUACAGCCAGGACAGUGGAGUGGCGGGAUGCCUAUGACUGGGAAUUUCCCACAGCAACCUAUGCAGGGAAUGGGCAUGAUGGGUCAAGCAUUCCCAGGUGCUGCUGCCCCUCAACCUGGGGCACAACCAACCCAAGCCUCGCAGCCAGCUGGCUUUGAUCCCUUUGGUGCCCUGUAACACUGCAGGUUGGGCAUAAUAAAUGCAUAAUAUCGGCAGUCCUGAAACAAAACCUUGCUCUUCGUCAUGACCAACUGUUAAGUGUUGUGGCUUCUCUUUGUUACCCUUGCCUCAUGUUGUAUGUUGACUGAAAGUGUGGGAAGUCGCCAACAUCGUGUGCUAGUAGUGCUGAUUGUCGUCAUCAGGCUAAAUGCAUGUCAUUUUCACCUUUUUGAGUAUAGAAGCUAUAAAGUUUUAGAAUGAAUUGCAUUGUUAAUAUUGUAACUUAUUUAAAACAAGUACUGAGAUCUUUGUUGUCCCAGACAAUUCAUAUUUGAUUAGUAGAAUAUAUACGAGUUGAUUGAUUAUCGUUAUUGAAAUAUACAUUUUAUCAGAAGUAUAACCAGCAAUAGGUUCCAGAUGUGCACUGCCGCAUAUAAACAUUAUCAUGCCCAGUCAGCCAACACAUGAUUAUUAAUUACAGUGUAUCAUAGCAUGGAUUUAAUUUAAUUUUAAGGAAUAUACAAAAGUGUAUUAUAUGAAUUGUACAUUCCAGUGUCUGUAAGCCAAAAGUUGAGUCAUGGGAUGUAGUGAGCUGAAGCUGUGUGGUGAAUCUGUAAUAUAUUUAUUUUUUUGAGGCAUCAGUAUUUUAAGUGUUGAUGAUAGAAAAUAGAAGCAGAUGUGCUUGAAAUGUAUCAGCAUCUCAUGUUAUAGCCAAAUUGCAGAAUUUAAGCUGUUAUAUUGGGUAGCAGUAGAUUACUAGUGAAAUUUUAAAAUGAAAUGCCUUGAUAUAUCAUCAAUCCAGUAUGAGAUGUUUGUAAAAGGAACAAGUACUCAGUAAUGCAACUAGUGUCUUUAUUACUGUUUUGUAAUAGAUGUGUCGAAAAACGCAAACAAGUAAGAGUUCAAUAUUGUGUAGUAGUUCUGGAUAUAUACUGUAAUUUGUCCUGUUGGAAACUGUUUUAACAUGUGAAUGACAGUCUAGACUCAAAGAAGAUCACCACACACCAAGACCCUGUAGCUCUAUUACUCAUAUCUAAAUAUAUAGAAAUAAUAGUAGCUGUACAUAGGAGAGGACGAGGUUUGCAGUGGAUGUAGUUGUUGCAAAGAAAAAUUGUGUGCAUUCCAAUUUGUGAGAUAGGCACAUAGAUAUCAUUUUUAAAGUUGUGGUGCAAGUAAAUGGGUUAAUUUCAACCUGAAUUUGCAACCUGUGUAUGUAUUAGCAGUGUUGUCAAAAUAUAUAUAAAAUGUUACUGUGAAAAUCCCAGUAGUUGGGAUUAUUUUAAUAUAGGCUGAAGAUCAGAGGUUUGUAUUUAAAAUGAGUCCUCUGUUUGCUUCUUGCCACACACACACCAAGCCUUAAGCCCACAUCUCGUAUCAUACCGUCAUGCUAAUCUAAAUUUCAGCAAAAUUUAUGUUUUUAUGUAUUUCUUGUUCAUAUUAUUGUUAAAUAUUUACCUUCUGGAAAGAAAUGAAAGUAAUAUUCAUUAAUAGGAUUAUUUUCAUUAUUUCAAUAAUUAUUAUUAUUAUUAUUAUUAUUAUUAUUAUUAUUAUUAUUAUUAUCAUUAUUAUCAUUUUUAUUAUUAAUAUUAUUAUUAUUAUUACUAUUACUAAUAUUAUUAUUGUUGAUAUAUAUAUAUAUUUGUUAUUAUGUUUCUUUGACUAAAGGAUUGUUGUAUUAUGUAGUAAGAAGUUAUGUACUUUACUGAUGUAGGUGUUUGCAAGGUUACAAAUAUACAUUAGAUGCAGUAACAAAAUGUGUGGGCCACAUAACACCUAGAAAAGUAAUCUGUGAGCAAUACUCGUACUAAGACGUAUGUCAGCCCAGAUUCCAGUACAUGCUGUUGUUCAUUGGGGCUGGUGUUUAGUGAUUAGUGAUAAGUAUUAUUCCAUAUGUAAUAUAGCCUUAUACUGAGUAUGUUAUUUUUAUGUAUUCAGUUGUGAGGUGUGAGGAAUUCUCAGGCAUAAUAAGAUGUGUACUUGGUUUUGAAGUUGAGAAGCAAAGGUAAGAAAGGGAAAAGAAAAAGAAAGUGGAGUAAUUCAUAUACAGUAUAAAGUAUUAUGAUAGUUUUUGAUUGUAGUGCAGUGUAAAAGGUAUCAAUUUUGACUGAGAGUUAACUCACAUACCUAAGGAUAGUGUUGGUUGUACAUAAACAUAUGUAAACAAGGGAAUUGGUUUCAGGUAAUUUGGGAUGAUUAUUAUAAAAUGGAUCUGAAAAAUAGUGAAAAUUUGCAUGAGCAAAAUUUCAUGAUGGCGUCAUAAUAUGAACCUCCAAUGUCCAGUAUAUCUCAUUUUAUACAUAAUGUACACAAGGAACUUAGAAAUUACAUUUAGGUCCUUCAUUUCUAUAAAUACUGUUUGUGUAUUAAGUGUAGCACCAAUACUUAUAGUUUCAUCCAUUUUUAGAGUAAAUUUAAUAGGUUUCUCUAUCAGUCAUACUUUAAAGACACUUGGUUGACAGUAUCAGAUUAAUAGUUCCUAAAAAAAAAAAAAAAAAAAGUAAACCCUAUUCCUGACUCCAAUUCUGAACUUUGUGAAAUAUAGCCUGUGUCUUACAAAUCCAGGAAGAUGUUAACAAACCUUUCUAAAAGUCACGAAAGUCAAACCGACUUAAGCUGUUCACAGAGGUAGGGUUUCAGAUUUUGUUUCUGUGCCACCAAAUUAUCCUUUAUUCCGUAGCAUCAGUGGCCGCCUCCGUGUUGUGGUAGUUGGUUGAGAACAAAAAAAUAAUAAAAAUAAAAAUCCUAAGGUCUUGAGAUUAUUUAUUACUUUGUUACAUCAUGUAUUAACUGCAAGACUUAGAAUAAAUUGUUGACAACACUGGUCUUGUAUAAAGUCAUGGUCUCAUACAUGAUGCAAAUAUGAUGUCAAGAUUUGGAACAAUUAUGAAUAAAUGUUGAAGAUGG
This is a messenger RNA of Penaeus chinensis, 5386 nucleotides long. It is a transcript of the gene lap, whose product is annotated as phosphatidylinositol-binding clathrin assembly protein LAP-like. Gene Ontology annotation, cellular component: clathrin-coated pit; clathrin-coated vesicle; extrinsic component of presynaptic endocytic zone membrane. The coding region runs from base 152 to 2500 and encodes 782 amino acids. The record is from RefSeq and is a predicted model, not a curated record. The transcript has 22 exons. Lineage: Eukaryota; Metazoa; Arthropoda; Malacostraca; Decapoda; Penaeidae. Gene Ontology annotation, molecular function: SNARE binding; phosphatidylinositol-4,5-bisphosphate binding; 1-phosphatidylinositol binding. Gene Ontology annotation, biological process: synaptic vesicle budding from presynaptic endocytic zone membrane; clathrin coat assembly; clathrin-dependent endocytosis.